Molecule: messenger RNA, 591 nt
Organism: Miscanthus lutarioriparius
Lineage: Eukaryota; Viridiplantae; Streptophyta; Magnoliopsida; Poales; Poaceae
Source: the annotation of a GenBank genome assembly
AUGGAGCUGUGCGCCUCUACCACCGCCUCCGUCCGCGCCACCGCCGCGCCCAUAUCCUUCGCCCCGCCCCGCCGUGGCGCGUCUGCUUCCACCGCCCUUCCGCUACACCGCCGCAUCCCAACUCGAGGCUGGCGUUGCGCCAGUGCGGCCGUGCCUGACCCGGUGUCCUCCGAAGAGCCUGCCUCCGCCUCCUACACCGUCGUCGUCACGGACAAGCCCGACACGCCUGCCGAUGACAAGGUCGAGGAGGUUAGCGCCGCGCCUAGUGGCUCCGCGGAGGCGCCUGUAGCAGAACUGGUGUCGUCAGAGGCGUCCCCGUCCCCGGAUGACGGCGGUCUGGAUGAGAUACUAAGCAAGUUGAACAUUGAAGUGACUCCGACUUUAAUCCUCACUGGAUCUGCUGCCUUUGUUGCUUUAUGGGUCCUAUCUUCUGUUGUUGCUGCAAUUGAUUCAGUCCCCCUGCUCCCAAAAUUGCUGGAAUUAGUAGGAACUGGUUACUCAAUUUGGUUCAUCACACGAUAUCUCCUUUUCAAGGAAAGCAGAGAUGACCUGUUUGCAAAGUUCGAAGAUCUCAUACAGAGGAUUAUUUGA